GUGGUGCCGCCACCUCCGCCGCCACCUCCGCCACCGCCUCCGCCACCUCCACUGCCUCCCCCACCACCAGUCGCAACUCAAUCUUCACAACGGACAAACAUGAUGAUCUCCGGACGGUUCAACGACCAAGAUAAGAUGAACUACAUGAGGGAAGUCAAGGAAUCACUUCGGGAGUGGUCUAUUCCCGUUGAUAUGGUGAAGGCCGACUUUUUUGGUGGCACAUUUGGAGACCAAACAGCGCGGCUCUUGAACAAGGCCAAAGCCCUGCUGCCUUUCUGCACCAGGGAUUACGGCGAGAAAACUGGCAUAGGGUAUGAGACCUAUAUAGAGCUCCAGUAUGCGCACCAGCAAGGGCUCGCCAUUCUGCCGAUCCAGCUUUGCGAUGAGUUUCCACCCUGCCCCGCAGAUGAGGAUGGCAAGGCACAAAAUGUCUUGGUAUUACGGACCGACUUGUUUCGGAUCUUCGACAAAAACAUGUCGGAGCCGAAGCGGGUUGCAAAGGAGAUCUGUGAUGCCUGGUUCAGCGCGGAAGCCGAGAGCAGCAGCGACUGA
This is a messenger RNA of Symbiodinium necroappetens, 552 nucleotides long. Lineage: Eukaryota; Dinophyceae; Suessiales; Symbiodiniaceae. The record is from the annotation of a GenBank genome assembly.